Molecule: messenger RNA, 2904 nt
Organism: Raphanus sativus (radish)
Lineage: Eukaryota; Viridiplantae; Streptophyta; Magnoliopsida; Brassicales; Brassicaceae
Product: phosphate transporter PHO1 homolog 5
Exons: 10
Coding region: 150-2585 (811 amino acids)
Biological process (GO): cellular response to phosphate starvation; phosphate ion transport
Cellular component (GO): trans-Golgi network; plasma membrane; cytoplasm
Molecular function (GO): inositol hexakisphosphate binding
Source: RefSeq, a predicted model, not a curated record
CACGGACAGAGACUCUGCUCUUCUGGAAACUUUCUGCGACCUGUCACUAUUUAAUACAUCCACUUAUCCCCUGUCCUCCUCACUACUCUUCAGACACAAACUAAAACAAACAAACAAACGAAGAAACCAAAGAGGUUAGAUUUUCAGACAUGAAGUUCGGGAAAGAAUUUUCAUCACAGAUGGUGCCUGAGUGGCACGAAGCUUACAUGGAUUACGAAUAUCUCAAAUCUCUUUUAAAAGAUAUCACCAAAUUCAAACGCAAAAACAAUCCUAGUCACGGCCAACAUCAUCUUCGCCGGAAGCUAACUGUUUACCGAACAUUCAGCGGUUUACUCUCAAAGUCAGCAAGAAAGAGACAUCAUCCCCUCGGUAGUGCACCGAUCAGUCCUUUCUCAGAUUCUGACGACGACAUCGAGGAAGGACUAAAAUCAGCGCCCAUUCUGGUCCACUCGGCGAGUCACGGAUACGAGACGACGUUUCUGAUGGCGGCGGAAGCAGGAGGAGAGUACGAGACGGUGUUUUUCCGGCGGUUGGACGACGAGUUCAACAAAGUGGAGAAGUUCUAUAAGGAGAAAGUUGAAGAAGUGAUGAGAGAAGCUGUGAUGCUCAACAAACAGAUGGAUGCGCUGAUCGCGUUUAGGGUGAAAGUGGAGCAUCCUGAUGGGUGGCCAUGGAAGGAACGUACGGUGGAGAUGACUCGAUUAGCUUCCGAUAUCUCUAUUUCCGCCGCGGCCGUCGCAGCUUCUACUCCGGCCAGAGCUAGAUCCAUGAAGCUUGGCGCUCAAGCUCUGGAAGCAAUACAGGAAGGAGGAUCAAGCAGCAGUGGUAAAUCCGACGAAGGCGAAGAUGAAAAUGAAGACGACAAGGAGAAGGAAGAAGAUAAAGUCGUUUACGACCCAGCGGCGGGUGACAUAAGUAGAUUAAGUGCUGCAAGGCCAUCUCCCAUCGAGGUUUUGGACCGUGUGAAGAUCAACAAUACCAAAGAAACGCCUCGGUCCACCAUUAAAUCCGUUCUCAAACCCUCGAACCCGGAGCUCAAGUUUAGCAGAGAUAAUCUGAAGAGAGUCGAGGAGAAACUGAGACGCGCUUUUGUCGAGUUCUACCACAAGCUUCGGCUGCUCAAGAGCUACAGCUUUUUGAAUGUGUUGGCGUUUUCGAAGAUAUUGAAGAAGUAUGAUAAGGUUAGUUCGAGGAAUGCUACGAAGUCCUACAUGAAAAUGGUUGAUAACUCUUAUCUUGGUGGCUCUGAUGAGGUUAUUAGACUUAUGGAGCGUGUUGAAGCUACAUUCAUAAAGCAUUUCACCAAUGCUAAUAGAACAAAAGGGAUGAACAUCUUGAGACCCAAACCUAAAAGAGAGAGACAUCGUAUUACAUUCUCCACAGGUUUCUUGGGUGGAUGCAUGUUCUCUCUAGUAGUGGCUCUAUUCGCUAUCAUACGCACCCGGAACAUUUUGCAGGAGGAAGGCCAAAAACAGUACAUGAACACCAUGUUCCCUCUUUACAGCUUGUUUGGCUUCAUUGUGCUGCACAUACUUAUGUAUGCUGCCAACAUUUACUACUGGACGAGGUAUCGAGUGAACUAUUCUUUCAUAUUCGGAUUCAAGCAAGGAACAGAACUUCGCUAUAGACAAGUCCUACUUGUGGGCUUCAGCAUUGGUGUUUUGGCUCUUCUCUGUGUUAUUGCGAAUCUUGACAUGGAAGUUGACCCCGAAACUAAUGAUUACAAAGGAUUAACCGAACUUCUUCCUCUUAUCCUCCUCAUUGGUCUGUUUAUAGUUCUGGUCUUACCAUUCAACAUCUUCUACCGCUCAAGUCGCUUAUUCUUCCUCACGUGCCUCUUUCACUGCCUUGCUGCUCCUCUUUACAAGGUAACAUUACCUGAUUUCUUGUUGGGAGAUCAGUUAACAAGUCAGGUGCAAGCUCUUAGAAGCAUUCAGUUUUACAUAUGUCACUACGGUUGGGGAGAUUACAAACUCAGACAAAACACUUGCACAGAGUCAGACACCUACAAUGCUUUCUUAUUCAUUGUUGCUGUCGUCCCAUAUGUCUGUCGUCUCCUUCAGUGCUUGAGGCGGCUAUUUGAAGAGAAAAACACAGAGCAAGGAUACAAUGCUAUCAAGAACUUCUUGACUAUAGCGGCUGUCUGCUUGAGGACAGCUUACAGUGUGGACAAGGAUAAUCAAUUCUUAUGGAGAAUGUUAGCUGGGAUCUUCUCAGCUAUUGCUGCCAUUUUCUGUACUUACUGGGACUUAGUCUUGGACUGGGGUCUCCUAAACAGGACUUCCAAGAAUCGUUGGCUCAGGGAUAAACUCCUUAUCCCUCAAAAGAAAGUAUACUUCAUCGCCAUGAUCUUGAACGUAUUGCUCAGAUUCGCGUGGGUGCAGACCGUGCUGGAUUUCAACGUCUCCUUUAUGCAUAGACAGACGAUGGUUACUGUUGUAGCCAGUUUAGAGAUUAUCCGCCGUGGAAUAUGGAACUUCUUCAGGUUAGAGAAUGAGCAUUUGAACAAUGUGGGGAAAUACAGAGCAUUCAAGACGGUUCCAUUACCGUUUAACUAUGAUGAGGAUGACGACAAAGACAACUAGUGUUUGAUCUCUUGUCUUAAAAUUGUGUAAAGUCAGACGCUUCAACUGAAUUCAUCCACAUGAAGUAAGAAGAAGACUGAAUUAUACAAUAGCCGACACCAAGAUUAAGGAUCAGAUGUUAAUCUCAGGGCUUGUAACUUGUAAGAGUUUUUUUAGAAAAAACUUGUGGUUAGUUCUAGGACUAGAGCUCACUAUCUGAUCCUAGGCCAUUAAGCAAUGUACUCUGCAUUUCUAUUUUUGAGUUCUUAAUAUCAUUCCUCAUGUAUAUGAAGACAAGAGAGGAAACACACCUAGAAGUAGAACUAAAAGGUAACUUCUC